UGUUGUGCCUACGCAUAGCUGUCUUCAUUUGUCUGGGAAUUUUGGUACUAGCUGAGGAUAUGGAUUCAUUACAGGAUCAAUAUGAAAAGGAGCAGUACCGGAUACGAAAAAGUAUUUGUGUCCAGAAUUCAGAAUAUGGCAAGUGCAAAGGACAUCGUCGCCUGUGGUACUACAAUCUAAACAAAGGCAAGUGCCAAACGUUUAUCUAUUCCAAUUGUGGUGGCAAUGGAAACCUUUUUUAUACCCGCGAAAGCUGUCAGGAAUUCUGUGGUCAAUACAACUGGAAGAAGACUGCGAUGAUUGGAGGUCGACUCGUGGUUUCUUCUAUAAGUGAACAUGGUCUAAGAUUGUAAAAAUUCCACAAAUUCCACAAAUUCAAAGUAAUUUUAUUAUUAAUACAAUAAGAAAUACGGUAUGGUAUGGUAUUUCAACAUUCCAACUAAAUUAGCUAAACAAACCGGAACACAUUUUAAUUAGCCGAAAAACGUUUAAAUACCCCAACAGUUACACAUUCUAUCUUAGAGAAGUUUUUGAGUUGAAAUAGUAAAAUAUGAAAACGCUUGUA
Messenger RNA from Drosophila ficusphila, 565 nucleotides. RefSeq names its product kunitz-type serine protease inhibitor 2. NCBI's taxonomy places the organism in Eukaryota, Metazoa, Arthropoda, Insecta, Diptera, Drosophilidae. The transcript has 2 exons. Gene Ontology annotation, molecular function: serine-type endopeptidase inhibitor activity. Bases 60 to 353 code for a protein of 97 amino acids. The record is from RefSeq and is a predicted model, not a curated record.